Anopheles coluzzii is the source of this 1097-nucleotide messenger RNA. RefSeq names its product B-cell receptor-associated protein 31. Gene Ontology annotation, cellular component: endoplasmic reticulum; endoplasmic reticulum membrane. Gene Ontology annotation, biological process: intracellular protein transport; endoplasmic reticulum to Golgi vesicle-mediated transport. The record is from RefSeq and is a predicted model, not a curated record. The coding region runs from base 200 to 895 and encodes 231 amino acids. The transcript is spliced from 4 exons. Lineage: Eukaryota; Metazoa; Arthropoda; Insecta; Diptera; Culicidae.
CAUUCGAUACCAACAACAAAUCAAGGCCAACUUCGCAGCAAAAACGUUGCUCGCUACAGCAAAACUUUUCAACUGUUGGACCUCGGUGAGUCAACCGUACAGUGAACAAUCUGCGAUUGUCGUAGGCUGAAUACAGAUUCCGUGCCGCCGUUCCCAUUCUGAAAAACUUGAUAAAGCGCAUCAACACAAUCCUACCGAAAUGACUCUCGUCUGGGGCAUUAUUGCAUCGUUCCUGUACGUGGAAAUAUUUGUGGUGCUACUGCUCGUGCUACCGCUCCGGAGCCCACAGCAAUGGCAUCGAUUUUUCAAAUCCCGCUUCCUGGCGAUGCUGAGCCGCCAGGCCCAGACCUAUUUCUAUCUGCUGCUCGCUGUGUUGGUGCUGUUCCUCCUGGAAGCGAUCCGCGAGAUGCGUAAAUACUCCUCCAAUGAUCAUACGCACACCGAAACGCACCUGAAUGUGGAGAUGCAGCACAGUAUGCGAUUGUUCCGUGCCCAGCGCAACUUUUACAUUUCCGGCUUUGCCAUCUUCCUGUCGCUGGUGAUUCGUCGGCUGGUGUCACUGAUUAGCGGCCAGGCUGUGUUGCUCGCACAGGCGGAAGCUUCGAUGAAGCAGGCGCAAAGUGCUACCAGCGCCGCUCGCACACUGAUGAAUCAGCAGAAGGAUGGCGAUAAGAAAGCAGAUGCCAAGGACAAACCGGCUGGCGAUGCACCAAAUACCGAUGAGCUAAAGAAGAAGGUCGCCGAGCUUGAGCAGGAGCUAGCCAAGGAGCGCAAGGAUAAGGAGGCCAUGAAAUCACAAUCAGAAAGUCUAAACCGCGAAUACGAUCGACUUACGGAAGAGUACAGCAAACUGCAGAAGAAGAUCACCGUUUCCAGCGCAGAUAAGAGUGAUUAAUUUUUUUGGCAAAAUUUUCAUUUCAUAAUUAAUCGGCAUCUUGAAUUUUUAUACGAACGGUUUAAGGUUUUGGGCUAUUUAUGGCGUGAAGUAUUGCGUGCGUACUUGUCUUUUCUACCAAUUAUGCUCAUCAUUCAUGUAUAAAUCUAAGUGAUUUUCCAUUACAUUGUUUGUGACAAAUUUAAGUUCACUUUAAAAACUA